GCACUUGUACCUCUCCUUCCCCCCCUUGAUGCUGCUAUCUGUCUUUUGUAGACCUAUUCGCAGAUCUUUAUUACCACCAUUAUCCAUUCAUAAACGUUUUAUUCGUCCAAACUCAAUACCCACAAGACAACCAAUAUUUCCAACUAAUACCGUUGAUCUGAAAUUACGCUGUACAGAAUUCGAUCAAUAUGGAAAAGUCAAAACAACAGCUGGUGAUAUUCGAAAAUCAGAAUUUUGUCAACAACAUUCAUUGAUGCCUCGAGAUUUACGCACUAUUGACACUCGUUCCCUUAACCAGAAACCAUCUAUACUUGUACGAUCCGAAGCUAUUUUGAUCAACAUGGCACAUAUGCGGGCACUAUUGAAAAGUGAUAUGGUGGUUCUUUUUGAUACCUUUGGAUCGACAGAUAGUUAUAACAAAAGUGUGUUUGUCCAUGAUCUUCAAGAACGACUUCGAUCACAAAAUGAUCAACUUCCAUUUGAAUUCAAAGCUUUGGAAGCUAUUCUCAUUUCAGUAACGUCGUCCAUGCAAUCGGAACUGGAAGCUUUGGAAGGACCUGUCAAUAGAUUACUCAGCGAUCUUGAAGGAUUGGUGGAUAUUGAAGAAGGGGUUAAUCAAGAAAGAUUACGGGAUUUAUUACAACUAUCAAAGAAAUUGUCCAAAUUUGAACAUGACGUAUCUUCUAUUCGGGAUGCUAUUGAUGAGUUAUUAGAAUAUGAUGAUGAUUUAGCAGCAAUGUAUCUUACAGCGAAAAAAUCUGGACAUCCAAGAGACGCAUCGGAUCAUGAAGAAGUAGAACUUUUAUUAGAAGCCUAUCUCAAACAAACAGAAGAAAUAACUAACGAAACAUCAAGAUUGAUUUCUAAUAUGAAAUCUACUGAAGAUGUUGUACAACUAACACUGGAUAUAUCUCGGAAUGCUUUGAUGUGGUUUGAUAUUCGAUUGACUAUGGUGACUCUAUCAGCAAGUGUAAUAAGCGUUUAUGGUGCCUUAUUUGGAAUGAAUUUUAAAAAUUACUUUGAAGAUGAUCCAUUUGCUUUUGGUCUUGUAUCUGGAAUAGCUUUAGUAUCUGGUGCUGGUGCCUUCCUUGUCACUUUACGAAAACUCAAAACCUUAGCUAGAAUUAGAUCAUAGAAUUACCUCAGAUAUUGAUUACCUUUUAUUUGUUUGUUUUGUAUAUAGCUUAGACAUUUUUUUUUCUCCCUUCUCUCUCAAUUUUUUAUAUAUAAUAUAAAAAAAAAUUGUAUGUGGAUCAAAAAACCUUGUGCCUUUUUCUUCAAUUUAGGUUGGUUGGACAUGAGUCACUGCGCGGUGAUCUAAAAUUGAUAACAAAAC
Messenger RNA from Halteromyces radiatus, 1336 nucleotides. RefSeq lists its product as uncharacterized. Bases 29 to 1135 code for a protein of 368 amino acids. Gene Ontology annotation, cellular component: mitochondrial inner membrane. Gene Ontology annotation, molecular function: magnesium ion transmembrane transporter activity. The transcript has 4 exons. Lineage: Eukaryota; Fungi; Mucoromycota; Mucoromycetes; Mucorales; Cunninghamellaceae. The record is from RefSeq and is a predicted model, not a curated record. Gene Ontology annotation, biological process: mitochondrial magnesium ion transmembrane transport.